AUGUACAAACACAGCCCAGGUAUUCUGUUCCCAUUACUCAUUAGUCAGGCUGCCUGGACUUCAGCUUGGCAAAAAGUCAACCACCAGAGGCCUAAACUAUAUCUUUCAGCUGAACUCAAGUCACAACUCCCAACGGCUUCUUCACACAGGUGACUCUAAGGUGAAUAAUUAUGGAUGAUGAAACUGAAUAUCUACUUAACUUCAAAGGGUAUAAUUUUGAAAAGUCUUUAGUUAAAAUGGACAUAGUGAAAAAUGUUGAAGAUUUUGAAAUUAGAGAUGAUGAUGUCUUUAUAGUCACAUACCCAAAAUCUGGUACCAUCUGGACUCAGCAGAUCCUCAGCUUGAUUUUCUUUGAGGGUCACAGGAACAAUGCUGAAAACAUCCAAACAAUUGAUAGAGCACCAUUCUUUGAGUACAAUAUUCAUAAUGUGGACUAUGCCAAAAUGCCAUCACCUCGCAUCUUCUCUUCCCAUCUUCCGUAUUAUUUGGUACCAAAAGGACUCAAGAACAAAAAAGCCAAAAUUCUUUAUAUCUACAGAAAUCCUAAAGAUGUUUUGACCUCCUAUUACCAUUUUUCCAAAUUGGUGGUUGUAGUUCAAUUUAUAGAUAAUGUAGAAAGUUUUAUGCAAAACUUUCUAGAUGGAAAAGUGGUAGGAAGCAUUUGGUUUGACCACAUACGAGGCUGGUAUGAACACAGAAAUGAUUUCAAUAUCCUGUUCAUGAGCUUUGAAGAGAUGAAGAAGGACCUCAGAGCCUCAGUGCUUAAAAUCUGCAGUUUUCUGGAGAAAGAACUGAGUGAAGAAGAUGUGGAUGCUGUUGUGAAGCAAGCUACAUUUCAGAGGAUGAAAUCUGAUAAACGAGCAAAUUAUGAACAAAUUAUGAAAUAUGAAAUUGGAACAAGAAAUGAUGAGGGAAAGUUUCUCCGCAAAGGUACCAUUGGAGACUGGAAAACUCAUUUGACUGUGGAUCAGAAUGAAAGAUUUGACAAGAUAUUCCACAGGAACAUGAAAAACAUUCCCUUAAAGUUCAUCUGGGAUAUAAAUGAGGAGUAGAAUUUUAAUUACCAUGUGAAUUAAUCAUAUGAAAAUGUACUAACCAGAAGCCAUACUUUAAGAGUAAAAUUAAUUUAUUCCUCUCAUUUAACUAUUAAUUAUAUAGCAUAAUCCAUGAAUAUAUGAUUAACUUAUACUUAGAUUACUUCCCAUGACAUUAAUUUUAAAAGGAACUACUAGCAUUUUAUAUCCUUCACAAAAAUGGAAUAAAAGGAAGCAUAAAACACAGCUUGUAGAUAUCUUCAGAGACUAUUCUAUAGAUCACAGUUUCUUUACCUUCAAUUAAUUUAUGAUCAAACAAACACUUAAAAUCCUUUCACUCUUGUAAUUAAACUUUAAUUUAUCUGUGUCAAAAUCAAUAAGAUUGAUAAAAUGUGCUGUGUGAAAUAAAGACAAACAUCAUGUAGAAACAUGUGGCUUUUAAAAACAA
This is a messenger RNA of Acomys russatus (golden spiny mouse), 1482 nucleotides long. RefSeq names its product amine sulfotransferase-like. NCBI's taxonomy places the organism in Eukaryota, Metazoa, Chordata, Mammalia, Rodentia, Muridae. The record is from RefSeq and is a predicted model, not a curated record. Gene Ontology annotation, cellular component: cytoplasm. The transcript has 7 exons. Bases 171 to 1052 code for a protein of 293 amino acids. Gene Ontology annotation, biological process: sulfation. Gene Ontology annotation, molecular function: sulfotransferase activity.